AUAAAGUUGGUACCUAAUGUCAAAAAACGUUAACAAAGCAAACCUAAACUUGUUGUAUUAGAAAUAGUAAAUAAUUAACGAAAACAAUGAUGUUUGUAGUAAUCACGUCUUGUUGAAGUGUGCCUAGAGUUAAUUCGAUGUCAGUCUUUCAAUUUUAUACUCCACAUAGAUAUAAGUUGUCGGUAACCUCAACAUAAUGACUUCGACGCCCUUUCGCAGACUGUGCCAUUGGGGUCCAAUAUGUGUUUUAGGAAUUAUAAAGCUAAUAACAUGGGCUAUGGUCCACUUGCUGGGAAUGUGGUGGCCCCCACACGGGUCCCUGGCGGGGGCUCUUCAUGCCGGACUGUUCCUCACUCUUGCUGGCUCUACACUGUACUACUUCCUACAAUCAUUACUUGAAGGACCUGGUUUUGUACCUCUCGGGUGGAAGCCUGAGUAUGAAGAAGACAAACAGUACUUACAGUUCUGUUCGGUGUGUAAUGGGUACAAAGCACCGAGAUCACAUCACUGUAGAAAAUGUGGUUACUGUGUGAAGAAGAUGGACCAUCACUGUCCCUGGAUCAACUGCUGUGUGGGCCACAACAACCACGGAUACUUCAACAUGUUCCUUAUGUCUGCUGUAUUGGGAUGCUUUCAUGCUUCUGUCGUGCUAAUAAUCUGCAUGUACCACGCCAUCAACCGUGUGUGGUACGUUCACCACGGGACGGGUCGCGAGCCCAUGAUCUACCUCACGCUGACCACGCUGCUGCUGACGCUGCUCGCCAUCGGCAUGGCUGUGGGUGUCGUGCUCGCUGUGGGAGCGCUAUUCUAUUUACAGAUGAAAGGCAUCCUCCGUAACCGGACCACCAUAGAAGACUGGAUAGUAGAGAAGGCGGCGGGUCGUCGUGAGGAACUGAACUUGCCGCCAUUUGUGUACCCCUACAACCUAGGAUGGAAGAACAACCUUAAGAUGGUGCUGUACGGUUCGCGGUACGACGGCAUCAAGUGGCCUCUGAAGGAGGGAUGCGGGGAGUAUGACUUGACUCGCGAGCAGCAGGCGCAGAAGUUAGACAAGCUCGUGCGGUCGCGAGUGCUGGUGUGCGUGCGCGAGUACAGCGGGCGCGUGCUGCCGCUGUGGUCGCGGCCCCGCGCCGCGCUGGCCGCGCCCUGCAGCGACGAGCCGCGCCUGCCGCUGCGGCCCGGGGACCUCGUGCGGGCCACCAGGCACAGGAGGCACUGGUUGUUCGGUGAGAAGAUAUUAGGCGAGGGCGAGGGUACCCGCGGCCCGCGCGGCUGGUUCCCGCGGGACAGCGUGGCGUUCACCGACUACGUCCCGAAGCCGAAGCCCGACUAGCUGUGGCUGGUCGACACUCAUCACAGACUGGUAUGAUGAGCGAAUGUGCCACCUAUUAAUGAGCCAAUGGAGUGAUCACUUUAAUGGACUGGUAAAGGUAGGUUAUUGAUAAAUAGUGUUUGAUAAUUGUAAUUUGGGUAUGUAUUUAUUGUACAAAGGUACAAGUCCAAUACUGGGCAAGUUUAGCUAGCACAUUUUAAUGAAGCGUAUCAAAAUCAAGCACUACUGAAAACGCAUUUAUUCGAGCCUGCCGACAGAAACGGCUGUGUACUCCAUUGUCUUAAUACUCUGUGGAUGAGUGUAUGUUUGUAUAUAUGAAUCAUGUUAUACAUGUAUAGGUUUAAGUAAUUGUUAAAUCAGAGAGGUUCGCUAUUUUAUACGUUAGCAAAUUAUCUGGCGAUUACUAUAAAGAUAUUUUAUUGAAUGGUUGUUUAUUUAGUUCUCAAAGUAGGUUAGCCAGUCUAGAAGUAUUAAAUAUGUAAAUAAUUUUUAUUAUUUAUCAGAAUAAAAUAACUAUCAUUUAAUGAUUAUAAAAUAUUUUAGCCAAACUAUAAUUGGGCGAUGAUCAUGUUGCUGUUAAAACAUGUUAUUUAAAUGGGAAUGUUUUAAAUAUUUGUAUGUAGGUAGUUUAUAACAAAUUUAACAGUACGCAGUUAUAAUCAGAUUGUUUAAGUUUUUGUUGCUAAAAAUGUCCUGGGGGCCUACCGUCACAUCUUAAAGUAAGACAUAUGCGGGUGUGGAAGAGGGAUGCCGCUCCACGCCGUAUAUAGUGCUGUCACUCUGUCACUCUUACACAACAGUAAUUAUAUUACUUCGAGACGUUGUGGUAGACCCUCUGCUUUGCUUGUUUUGUGCCUUACUGCUUAGCAAAUUUCACCCCUCGAGGCAUUUAUUAACAAAUUCUUCACAGUUGUUGCUUUCGCUAGUACAUUCCUGCUAUAUUGAAAUUUAAAAUUUUCUUACAAUAAAAUGUCAAGUAAAGAAAUAACUCUAUGGCUUUGCACUUAAGACUCAGAUUUCCGUUAGUUUUUUAUUUAUAAUUAGUGUUAAAUGUUCCUCUACUAUUUUGUUAUACUAUUUUAUUUGCAAUUGUUCUUGAUCUCAAGAUGAAUUUAUUAAUUUUACUACAUGUAAGAAGUUUUUGCUACAGUACGUAAUAAUGUGGUACUCAAUUAAAAGAUAUGUAUAUGCUAUGUUCAAAGUAAAAAAAAAUAUUUUAAUGUUGUAAUGCCUGUUACUUCCAAAUGAGGGGAAAUUUACUGUUUCAUGCCAUAAGCUUUUCUGAAUGUAUGAAUGAUGUUAAGCGUUGUUGCAGAACAACAUUUUACUAUGGCACGUAUUCGCAAGAGUUUAUAGAAAGACAAUGCAUUUUAUCUGUACAAUUUAAUGUUGAGAAAUGCCAUAUUCACGAUUGAAUUAAAAUUCGGCAAGUGUAGUUGAUAAAACUCCUUGUAGAUGGCAUUACCGGCGCUGGUGAUUGAACUGUGUUAAGCUUUGCAUAUAGAUUUGAAGUGAUUACUCUGCAUAGGCUAUUGCAAUUGUCUCAACAGUAUUUCAAAUUUAUCUAUUCAAUGAAUUAUUAACUUUAUGUGUUCCAUACAGAGAUCAUUCUUUCCUGCGCUUUUUUUACACUUCUUUGACCUCAAAAUUAUUGUACCGUUACCCAUAUAUUAAUGAAUUUUAAUGGCAUUUAAAUAUGAUAGAUAGCUAUCGUUUUAUAUGAAUUUACGGCAGUCAGAUUAGACCAAGUAAUUGUUAAAGUCGACUAAUACUUACUGUUAGGAAAUUUAUACGGUUGUUUGUUAUUUUGAGCAAUUUUAUAGAAAUAUUUGUGACUUAAUAGUUGUGAUCGUAAGGAUAAACUGUUUUGUAUAAAUAUAAAUUAUUGUAUUAUAUA
Molecule: messenger RNA, 3230 nt
Organism: Trichoplusia ni (cabbage looper)
Lineage: Eukaryota; Metazoa; Arthropoda; Insecta; Lepidoptera; Noctuidae
Product: palmitoyltransferase ZDHHC6-like
Exons: 8
Coding region: 197-1333 (378 amino acids)
Biological process (GO): protein palmitoylation
Cellular component (GO): Golgi apparatus
Molecular function (GO): palmitoyltransferase activity; protein binding
Source: RefSeq, a predicted model, not a curated record